AUGGGGGAAUCACCAGGGGGCACGAAGAUAUGGGUACCAAACGUUGAUAGCAAUAUAUGUCCAAAGGUUGGUGACUUCUUUUCAUCGGUUGAGUCCGUAGAAAAUAUGUAUAGGAAAUACGGUGAUGUUGCUAGGUUUGAUAUCCGGUUGGGAAGCAAAAAAUUGAAUGCGUUGGGUGAAGUGCAAACCCGUUAUUUCGUUUGUAGCAAGGAGGGUAAUCCACCGAAAAAGGAAUUUGAUUCGUUAGAAGUUUCAUCGGGAGAGAGGAAAAGGCGUAAUACAAAUUUCAAACGUACCGGUUGUAAAGCUUGCCUUAAGGUACACUAUGUGAAAGUGAGUGGCCGGUACGAGGUCUAUCAUUUCAUAGAGGGGCAUAAUCAUAUGCUUUGUCGUUCGGAUGAGAAGAUGUUCACCCGUUCAAGACGACAACUUGAUUACAAGGAACGAAGGAAUGUUUAUCACGCAUCCAGUUCUAAAGUUGGUAUCACUCAGUCGCGCAGAAUGCAAUUGGCAAUGAACGGGGGUUUAGUAGCAUCUGGKGGGACAGCUAGGGAUCAUAUGAACUUUAGAAGAGACAUUAUGCUCUUCGUUGGUGACAAAGAUGCACAAAUACAUGCAAUGAUUUUUGUUCCAUUUGUUGCAAUUGACAAUCACAAGAAGUCUGUUGUCGUCGGUGCAUCAUUGAUUAGAAAUGAAUCUGUCGUUAAUUUCAUAUGGGUAUUGAAUGCGUUUAUGAAAGCGCACGGUACUCAGCCACAGUUUGUAAUAACCGAUCAAUGUGCAGCAAUGAAACAAGCGAUACCUAUAGUUUUUUCAGAAUCUACUCAUCGAUUGUGUAUGUGGCACAUAACAAAAAAAGUUAAGGAAAAGAUUUGUGAUCAUGUAGCCCAUGGGACCCCGUUUAAAAGCAAGUUCAACAAACUCGUAUGGAAUGUACACCUAAGUCCCAAAUUUUUUGAGGAGAAAUGGAAUGSAUUGAUGGAUGAGUUUGGACUGCGGGGUCACUCGUGGUUCGAAGAAAUGUAUGCAAUAAGAGAAUCUUGGAUUCCAGCCUACUUCAAGGACUACCCAAUGUCUGGUCUUAUGAAAACCACUUCCAGGUCUGAGAGUAUUAAUUCAUUCUUUAAUGUUUAUAYGAAGUAUUGGAAUGAUCUUGUUUACUUUCUUAACACUUUUGACGAUGCAAUCGAAAGUCAAAGGAAAGAACAUUGUUCACUUGAGGUUGCGACUAGAACUACAAUACCUAAAUUGUUGUCACCRUCCAAAAUUGAAGCGCAAGCAGCGAACGUGUACACAAAAACAAUGUUUUUUGAGGUGCAAAAGGAAAUGAACAAGGCAGUAUGGUUUUGUGGGGUCGUCGAUGUAGUAGAGGUARGGGAUAAGAUGAUUUACAGUAUUACACAUAAGAACAAGAAUUCUGAGAUCAAAGCUACGUACAAGGUGGUGCAUGAUGUAGGGGAUGAUUCUUUUGAUUGUAGCUGCAACCAUUUUGUUCGCAAUGGUAUAUUAUGUCGCCACGCGUUUAAGGUAAUGUUAAAUUCUGAGGUGCAAUGUAUACCCGAUAAGUACAUCUUACCGCGAUGGAGACGAGAGUUAGUUCCAGUAGAGCUGUUGCCGGCUCGUGUUAGGUAUGGUGAAAUGGAUGUUGAGAAACAAGCUUUGAUGAACCAGGCUACGUCAAUGUUUGAUCUUAUUAUUGGGCGUGUACGGAAUGAUAAGGGAUCAUUAACAGAGUUUGUGGAGCGAUUGGAACGUUUGGGUGAUGAAAUUUCGGUGGACAUUCCAAUAUUGACAGRUACUGAACAGAAGAGAAAUGAUAUUCAGAAGCUAUUAUGUGAUUCCGAACCUGAAUCGGUUGAUGUCUUACCACCAAAAGGGAUACGUAAUAAAGGUUGUGGGACCGGAAAGCGUAUUGUUGGUAUGUCAGAGAAGAUAUCCAUGAAUGCAAAGAAGCCGAAAAGAUUGUGCAGAACUUGUGAAAAAAUGGGGUGGCAUGAUUCCCGCAACUGUCCAUCAAAAGGUGAUAGUAACAAAUAA
Molecule: messenger RNA, 2037 nt
Organism: Cynara cardunculus var. scolymus (artichoke)
Lineage: Eukaryota; Viridiplantae; Streptophyta; Magnoliopsida; Asterales; Asteraceae
Product: protein FAR1-RELATED SEQUENCE 5-like
Exons: 4
Coding region: 1-2037 (678 amino acids)
Biological process (GO): regulation of DNA-templated transcription
Molecular function (GO): zinc ion binding
Source: RefSeq, a predicted model, not a curated record